AUGACCUCGAGAAAAGUGGAACAAACGAUAUUCCUGGAGCAAGAUGAAUCGGCAGUGAGUGCAUCAGCCGCCAUCAUAGCGAUGUGCCUCCUUACCAUCCAGUGCAUACGGCGCUGCUAUGAGACAUACUGCCUUCAAGUGUUUGCUAAGUCCAGUAAAAUGAACCUGAGCCAUUAUCUUGUUGGGAUGGUGCAUUAUUUCGCUUGUGUAGUCGCAGUUGUGGGGCAGGCGCCAUUGUUUUGUGGCAACCAAAAUAGGGACAAAGUCGUCUGGACAGAUAAACGUACGAGCAUUUUGGCAAUUCCAUGCGUGCUAAUCUUUCUGUAUGCCUGUUAUGAGCAGUACCAAACCAACAUAAUCUUCGCAAAUCUGCGCAGGGAUAAGAAAACCGGUGAAGUUGUGACAGAGGAACAUAGGAUACCUCAUGGGAGACUCUUCGAGCUGGUCUCCAGUCCACAUAGGCUUUGUGAAAUAUUAUUAUACACCGUUCUUAUCAUACUGAUACCGACAAAAACGUUCUUUUGCAUAUAUCUGUGGGUGCUGAGCAAUCAGAUCCAGACUGCUAUCCAAGCACACGAGUGGUACAAAAAGUCGUUCAAAGGCUACCCAGCAAACAGAUUCGCUAUUCUUCCAGCUUUAUUAUAUGGCAGUUUUGGUUACAAAGGCCGCGACGGUAAAAUUUUGCAAGCCAUCGAACUGCCUAAAUCUUAUUACAGACAUUUCUACGUGUUUGCUGCCCUGUUCAGUAACGUGACUUUGGUUUAUAUGUUUAUGUUGUAUUUUAUGAAUUUGGAAAUAAAUACAUACGUUCAUGCAAUAUUGAAGGCCAUUUUUGAACAAGAAGAACCUGCAGGGUCGGCAACAGCGGCUUUCAUAGCAAUGAGCCUUAUAACAUUCCAUUGCGUGAGGCGAUGCUACGAGUCUCACCUUCUCCAAGUGUUCGCGAGCUCUGGCAAGAUGAACAUAUUUCACUAUGGGACUGCCUACGUACACUAUGCAACAGUUAUUUUGGCCACUGUUGGAGAAGCGCCGCUAUUUUGCGGUGAUCGAGUAAAAGAGAACAUUCGAUGGGUAGAUACUCGAACUCAAAUUCUACAUAUACCUUGCAUUCUGAUUUUCCUUCUGGCCUCUUACGAGCAGUAUAGAAGCAACGUCAUACUAGCAAACCUGCGUAAAGACAAGAAGACGGGGGCCGUAGUCACUGAGGAGCAUAGAGUACCGCGCGGCAGAUUGUUCGAGUACGUCUCCAGUCCGCACAGACUAUGCGAAGUUAUCCUGUACAUAGUCAUCGCUGUUCUGAUACCUACGAAAACUAUACUAAUUAUGUGUUUCUGGGUACUUUGUAAUCAGAUCCAGUGUGCCGUCCACGCCCACGUCUGGUAUAGAAAAACUUUCAAAGAUUACCCCGAUAAUAGAAUGGCCAUUUUUCCUUAUAUAUUGUGA
Messenger RNA from Parnassius apollo (apollo), 1443 nucleotides. Lineage: Eukaryota; Metazoa; Arthropoda; Insecta; Lepidoptera; Papilionidae. The record is from the annotation of a GenBank genome assembly.